Thalassophryne amazonica is the source of this 1955-nucleotide messenger RNA. It is a transcript of the gene slc29a3, whose product is annotated as solute carrier family 29 member 3. The record is from RefSeq and is a predicted model, not a curated record. Gene Ontology annotation, biological process: nucleoside transmembrane transport. NCBI's taxonomy places the organism in Eukaryota, Metazoa, Chordata, Actinopteri, Batrachoidiformes, Batrachoididae. Bases 222 to 1643 code for a protein of 473 amino acids. Gene Ontology annotation, cellular component: plasma membrane; Golgi apparatus. The transcript has 7 exons. Gene Ontology annotation, molecular function: nucleoside transmembrane transporter activity.
GGCUAAACACGCUGACAAACUAAAUAAGUAAUGGCCACUUACCUGUUGCAAUGAGGACUUAAUUCCAGCAGCCAUAACACAAAGAACUUCGUGUAGUAUGGGUUUCCAGAAGGCACAGCCUGUUUCUUCCUCUCUAGACCAUCACCAGUAGAAUCUCUUCCCCCCCCCACCAUCACUACUUUCCCCAUCUUCACAUUAUCUGCCCAGCAGUCUUUUGAAAAAUGGCCACCAUGCCUCCGCAGCAGAGUCUGAACUCGGCUUAUGUUAAGGUUGAUCCAGAGGACAGUAGGCCAUCUGAGGAAGAGGAGACUGAGGACCAGAGUCCUUCUGCUUCCCUCCUGCCCAAGUGUUCUGCACCUCUGGCUGUACGCUAUAGUCCAGAGGACUCCUACUGCUUUGUUUACAUAAUCUUCUUUUUGAUGGGUAUCGGGUCUCUGCUGCCCUGGAACUUCUUUGUAACGGCCAAACACUACUGGCUGUACAAACUGAGUAACUGCACUCAUCACACCUGCUACGAGGAGCAAAGUUCAGACCUCAGGAAUUACUUUGAAAGCUACCUGACCAUUGCAUCCACGGUGCCAUCUGUGCUUUGUAUGAUACUCAACUACAUCCUCGUUAACAGGUUGUCCCCAAAAGUGCGGAUCCUGUCCUCUCUGUUUAUCAUCCUGCUGGUGUUUGUGAUAACUACGGUGCUGGUGAAGGUGGACACAUCAAACUACACUGUGCCAUUUUUUGCUGUCACACUUGUUAGCGUAGCCAUCGUCACCGGAGCCUCUAAUGUCUUCUGCGGUAGUAUGUUUGGCAUCAGCGGACAUUUCCCCAUGAGGAUCUCUCAGGCCAUUAUAUCAGGUCAGGCCAUGGGUGGUACAGUGAGUGCACUGGUGUCCAUCAUAGACCUGGCUGCAGCGAAGGAUGUGACAGAGAGCGCGCUGGCUUAUUUCCUUACAGCCAUCAUCUUCAUCUUGCUCUGCAUUGUGAUGUACCUGCUGCUGCCCCAGCUCCCUUAUUCACGACACUACAUGCUGCUACCAUCACUCACCACUUCAGCAGCAACAACUGAAGAGGACGAACCAGUGACCACCAGAAGCAACGUCUCUGUUCCACCGCUGUGGCCUAUCUUGAAAAAGACAUGGGUGCUUGGCCUGUGUGUCUUCUACGUAUUCUGCAUCUCGAUCGCAGUGUUCCCUGGCAUGUCCUCGGGCAUCGUGUCUGUCAACGAAGACACCAACAGCUUGUGGACCACAACCUACUUUGUGCCAAUCACCUGCUUCUUUUUGUACAAUGUGGGAGACUUCUGCGGCAGGUUGUCCACGGCCUGGUUACAGGUUCCUGGCCCCACCAGUAGAGUCCUGCCCAUACUGGUGCUGUGCCGCACCACUUUAGUCCCACUUUUUAUGUUCUGUAACUACCAGCCAAGGAACCACCUUCAGACCGUGCUGUUCAACGAUGAUGUGUAUCCCAUGGUCUUUAACUGUCUGCUCGGCCUCUCAAACGGCUACCUUGGGAGCUUACCCAUGAUCUACGGCCCCAAAGUGGUGCCACGGGAGUUGACUGAGGCUACUGGUGUUGUCAUGACAUUCUUCCUCACACUGGGGCUGACUGUGGGCUCUGCUUUCUCUGUGCUGAUUGUGCGCGCCAUCUGACCAGGCAAUAAACUGCUCAGAUACAGUAGUAUUGUUGAGUCAUACAACCCUGUUGACCAGUACAAAAAAAACUUGAAUCACUUAAUGCACUUGGUGACCAGAAAACUGGUAUUCUAAGGGAAAUGUGUAUCUAUAAGUGGACUCUUUACUUGGACUCAUUUACAAGUGGUCACAUGAAUUGCUUCAGAAAGUGCAGUACAGCCAAUAAGGGAUACAAGUGUUUUAUAUUUCAAUAUGUAAAACAUUUUUACACUAUUUUAGGUUCUCUGUGCUAAAUAUAUGUUGACUUUUUUAUAUUAAAGGAGCAUUACA